AUGUCUGACUGCAGGAGGCAGUGGAACCGGGAGAACGAGCUGCCGGUCUACCUGACAGGAACGAUUACAACCGGGCCGAACCAACGGAAAUCCUACGGGAUGUUUUCCUCGGCGGAUGGAGCCUGCGACAGCAAGACUGUAGACUGUGAUAAUUUUGCUGCGGGAAGGAGAGGAACCAAGACUCCCAGGAGCGUCAGCCGAGACAUUCUCCUCGACCACACGGAUGGCGACGUUCCUGAGACGGCAAGUGAGGUCCGGGCUGUCGGUUCUCAGGUCAGCUCACCCGGGGAGAGAGAGGAUGUGAGGCCGGGUGUGGAGAUUGAGUACCCGGCAGGGAGGCAGUGUCAGUCCGGUCAGAAGAAUGGAAAGAGUGAGAGGUUGCUGAUUAAAGGGGGUCGUGUGGUGAAUGACGACCUGUCUCAGUAUGCAGACGUCUAUGUGGAAGAUGGCCUUAUAAAACAGGUGGGUGAUAACCUGGAGGUACCUGAUGAUGUGAGGGUACUGGAGGUUAAUGGAUGUCUGGUGAUACCUGGAGGUAUAGAUGUGAACACCUGUCUAAUGAAGCCUCACCUGGGCAGUUCACCUGUAGACGACUUCUACCUGGGCAGCAGAGCCGCGCUGGCCGGGGGCACCACCAUGAUCAUUGACCAUGUGACUCCUCAGCCGGGUGAUAGCCUGCUGGAAGCGUUUGAGCGCUGGCAGGAGUCAGCUGACAGGAAGUGUUGCUGUGACUACUCGCUGCACGUCGACCUGCCGCACUGGCACCCGGGGGUCAAGGAUGAGCUGGAGGUUCUGGUGCAGGAGAAAGGGAUCAACUCAUUCCAGGUGUAUAUGUCCUAUAAGGAUUCGUUUCAGAUGACUGACUCUCAGUUGUAUGAGGUGUUCUCCUUCCUGAAGGAGUUGGGGGCUGUGGUGAUGCUGCAUGCUGAGAACGGAGACCUCAUUGCUCAG
Messenger RNA from Oncorhynchus nerka (sockeye salmon), 951 nucleotides. RefSeq names its product dihydropyrimidinase-related protein 1-like. The record is from RefSeq and is a predicted model, not a curated record. NCBI's taxonomy places the organism in Eukaryota, Metazoa, Chordata, Actinopteri, Salmoniformes, Salmonidae. Gene Ontology annotation, molecular function: hydrolase activity, acting on carbon-nitrogen (but not peptide) bonds. The annotation marks the transcript as partial. The transcript is spliced from 6 exons.